CCCAUGUGGAGGUUGCGAACUGUCAACAUUGCCUCGCUCGCGUUUUAAAGAGUCGGAGACCGCACGAUCGCUCGACUUUCCGUUUUCUUCUUCAUCACAAAUCUUUUGGAAACUACACCGCAGAAAAACAAUCGAGAUGAAGGUUGUCGGAUCUACCUGCGCCCUGAAGAGCAAGGUCGGCGGCGAGGACAUGGUGCGCUGCCUGUCCGACCAGAGCCUGGCCAUCUCCAAGUGCAAGAUCCCGCUGCUGGACGAGCAGAUGAGCGCCUUCCUGCACGACAUGAACAGCUGCUACAGCAAGCUGAAGGAGCUCGUGCCCACCCUGCCCACCAACAAGAAGGCCAGCAAGGUGGAGAUCCUGCAGCACGUCAUCGACUACAUCUGGGACCUGCAGGUCGAGCUGGACGAGCCGGAGAAGAGCCGCCAGCACGGCGCCGGCGGCGUCCCCCGCACACCGCUGACCACGCUGAACGCGGAGCUCGCCAGCAUCGCAGUGGAGAACGGCUGCUCAGACGACAGGAUCAUGUGCCGCUAACAGCUCGGCGAACCCGCGAGCCCACGGCGAGCAGCGCCAAGAACGAACAAGGCUACCUGAUGUGACCACAUCAUUAGAAAAAAACCUUGAACUGUGUAAGGGACGUGUCAAACUCCCAACAAAAAAAGAAAAUGCUAGAACUAAAUAACGUUGCGUGGACAUUCUCCGGCGGCGAGGACCUCUGCCCCCCACCACCCCUCACCGGCUCUCGAUUCAUCCGAGGGGCCUGAGAGAAGAAGGGGGGGACCGGUAGUGUCCCAGGAAUAGACUGGGUUCGCCGGGGGACCCGAGACGAGUUCUGUGCAGCCAGCGUCGCUUGUUGCUUGUAGAGUUUCUAAAGAAAGCUAAUGAUUUUCUGUUACGCUCUUUAUAUCAUGUGUAAACCGUGUGUAGAGGAUUCAGCAUUUUGUAUAAGAAAAAGAAGUUUAAUUUUUCUCAGAUUCCUGAGCGACAAACUGUAUUGUAUAUUACAAUGCCUCAAUUAUGUGAAGAUAUUGUUUUCUUACAAUGUACCCUAUUGGUGUUUUUUAUUAAAACAAAGAUUAUUUUUGAACAAGAA
Molecule: messenger RNA, 1094 nt
Organism: Scophthalmus maximus (turbot)
Lineage: Eukaryota; Metazoa; Chordata; Actinopteri; Pleuronectiformes; Scophthalmidae
Gene: id1
Product: inhibitor of DNA binding 1, HLH protein
Exons: 2
Coding region: 137-535 (132 amino acids)
Biological process (GO): circadian regulation of gene expression; negative regulation of transcription by RNA polymerase II; cell differentiation
Cellular component (GO): cytoplasm; nucleus
Molecular function (GO): transcription regulator activity; protein dimerization activity
Source: RefSeq, a predicted model, not a curated record